Molecule: messenger RNA, 1437 nt
Organism: Cydia amplana
Lineage: Eukaryota; Metazoa; Arthropoda; Insecta; Lepidoptera; Tortricidae
Exons: 3
Coding region: 1-1371 (456 amino acids)
Source: RefSeq, a predicted model, not a curated record
AUGGCGCUGCUGUACCGCGCCACGCGCCUGCGCGACCGCGGCGACACGCAUGUGUUCACCUUCGUGGUCACGCGCAGUGCCACUAGAGAACCAGACCGUGAUGUGACGAGCAAAGACUUCGGGUGCGCGCAUCAGAGAUGGGCGGUCGCUUUCAAUCGCUCCGCUGACGCUUCACUAGGCGUAUACCUGGUAUGGCGCGGCGCGUGCGAGGGCAUGCGCGUCUACGUCGACUUCACCUUCACACUCCUCAGUCGCGACCACUUCACCGCGAAUGAGGGCUUCUCGGGCAAGCAGGUCCGCUUCAGCUCGGGCUGCGCGGCGCAGGGCCGCGGCCGCUGCGUCACCCUCGCCGAACUUAACUCGAAAUUCGCGGACGCUCGCGGCGAGUUCCAACUCGAACUCUGCAUGUCUCGCGUCCGCACUUUCUACUCCUGUGAACUCAGGGCGCCGCGCAUCGACACUCCGCCUAUCGCCUUCGCUGGUUUCGAUUGGACCGUCGCCGUAAACGGAUGGACCAAGGAACCGUUGUCACUCAGACUUGUGCGACUUUCAGGAGAAGGACAGCAAUGCCGCGUCAGAUACGCGCUGGCUCUAGGUGAGGGCGAAAGAAGAGUGCAAUCCGGCGUUCUGGAAACCGUCUGUGAUGCUGAGGGAAGGACACCACCUUGGACGCCACGGCCUCCACCUCGCCCUGUACACAAAGGCCUGCGGUUGACUGUGGAGCUGAUCCACGCCCGCGCUUUAGCUGAUCUUUCAGUAGCGGCGGCGGGCCGAGCAGUAACAUGCUAUGACCGUGACAAGCAAGCAUGGGCUCUCCGCUGCGACACGCACUCUGACACUGUGCGACUUCACAUGCUUUAUCGAGACGUGCACAACGUGCCACGCAACCAUUUGCGCUACGUGAGCUGGUCUGCGUGGUUGGUGCGCGCAAAUCCAGCAGCCGGGGAGUCAGACGCUGAAGAACUCCCCGGGGCUCCCUUCUCUCACUACUACGCCCAGGACAGCGCCGACGAAGGCCUAAUGAUGGAGACGGCGCUCCGCGUUGAGGAGAUCUCGCACCCUGGGUGUCCUUUCUUGCACGCGGGCGGUGAGCUUCGCGUUCGGCUCGAGUGGGGCGAGACGUAUCUACUGUUUCAGGCUACUUACCAUAUCUAUGAUGAUCUUUGUCGUCUUCAGGCGCAUCAGAUGAGACGCGAAAUCACUGCUCUUCAAGCGGAGAACUACUCUCUAGAGCGGCAGCUGUUCAGUUACCAGAAGAGCUUGGCGUAUGCCCAGGCGCAGGCGGGCGCGGAGGGCGCGCCCCCGCCCGAGGGCGAGGGGCGCCGCUCCCCCGCAGAGCGCUCCCUCUCCACCGACACCGAGUACGCGUGAACACCGCUACAUGGCGACACUCGUUAUACCGAGUACACGUGAACGCCACUAGAUGGCGACACUCGU